Messenger RNA from Castor canadensis (American beaver), 3564 nucleotides. It is a transcript of the gene Med16, whose product is annotated as mediator complex subunit 16. Gene Ontology annotation, biological process: positive regulation of DNA-templated transcription. NCBI's taxonomy places the organism in Eukaryota, Metazoa, Chordata, Mammalia, Rodentia, Castoridae. Gene Ontology annotation, cellular component: mediator complex. Gene Ontology annotation, molecular function: protein binding. The record is from RefSeq and is a predicted model, not a curated record.
ACUAAGGGUGACUUUUCUUAAACGUUUAGUAACACCUUUUUAAACAUUAGUGCCAUAUGUCAUGUAACCAAUAUAGUUAUUAACCAGAGCUCACAAACUUUCUUUUUAUUGAUUAUAGCUACAGUGAUGGUUGAUGGAAAUUUGUCUAUGCAAAUAAGCUCGGAGGCGGGGCGGAGCCGGAGCCGCUGCGGUCCCAGAAGUCUCUGCGAAACGGCCAGCGCGCCCAGGAAACUCGUUCGUCCCGAGAAGAUGGCGGCGCCGGAUCCGGGGCGUUACGGCGAGUGUGGGCCGCGGCCGCCUGCUCGACUGAGUUCACGGGCCGGCCAGGAACCAGGGACCGUCCUCAGCGCGGUGGGCAUGAUGGACCUGGCCUAUGUAUGUGAAUGGGAGAAAUGGCCAAAGAUCACCUACUGCCCAUCGGUGCCCCUGGCCUGUGCCUGGUCCUGCCGCAACCUCAUUGCCUUUACUACAGAUCUCCGCAACGAUGACCAGGACCUGACUCGAAUGAUCCACAUCCUGGACACAGAGCACCCCUGGGAUGUGCACUCCAUCAACUCGGAGCACAGCGAGGCCAUCACCUGCCUCGAGUGGGAUCAGUCAGGCUCCCGGCUCCUGUCAGCUGAUGCUGAUGGGCAGAUCAAGUGCUGGAGCAUGGCAGACCAUCUGGCCAACAGCUGGGAGAGCUCAGUGGGCAGCUUGGUAGAGGGGGACCCCAUUGUGGCCCUGUCCUGGCUACACAAUGGUGUGAAGCUGGCACUGCAUGUGGAAAAGUCAGGUGCCUCCAGCUUCGGGGAGAAGUUCUCCCGAGUCAAGUUCUCGCCAUCACUCACACUGUUUGGUGGCAAGCCAAUGGAGGGCUGGAUUGCGGUUACAGUCAGUGGCCUGGUCACCGUGUCCCUCCUCAAGCCCAGUGGGCAGGUGCUGACAUCAACUGAGAGCCUGUGCCGGCUGCGUGGGCGUGUAGCCCUGGCUGACAUUGCAUUCACGGGUGGCGGUAACAUCGUGGUGGCCACCGCAGAUGGCAGCAGCAUGUCACCUGUGCAGUUCUACAAGGUGUGCGUGAGUGUGGUCAGUGAGAAGUGCAGGAUUGACACAGAGAUCCUGCCUUCACUCUUCAUGCGCUGCACCACCGACCUCAACCGCAAGGACAAGUUCCCCGCCAUCACCCACCUCAAGUUCCUGGCCCGUGACAUGUCAGAGCAGGUACUCCUGUGUGCAUCCAGCCAGACAAGCAGCAUUGUGGAGUGCUGGUCCUUGCGGAAGGAGGGACUCCCAGUGAACAACAUUUUCCACCAGAUCUCUCCUGUGGUUGGUGACAAACAGCCCAUGAUCCUCAAAUGGCGGAUACUGUCAGCCACCAACGAUCUGGACCGUGUGUCAGCUGUGGCGCUGCCCAAGCUGCCUAUCUCACUCACCAACACCGAUCUCAAGGUGGCCAGUGACACCCAGUUCUACCCUGGCCUCGGGUUGGCCCUGGCGUUCCAUGAUGGCAGUGUGCACAUUGCGCACCGGCUGUCGCUGCAGACCAUGGCAGUCUUCUAUAGUUCCUCAGCCCCACGCUCUGCAGAUGAGCCCGCUAUCAAGCGCCCUCGGACCACAGGCCCUGCCAUCCACUUUAAGGCCAUGCAGCUGUCCUGGACUUCUCUGGCCCUCGUGGGCAUUGACAACCACGGGAAGCUCAGCAUGCUGCGGAUCUCUCCCUCCCUGGGGCACCCGCUGGAGGCCAAGCUGGCACUGCAGCACCUGCUCUUCUUGCUCGAAUACUGCAUGGUGACUGGCUACGACUGGUGGGACAUCCUGCUGCAUGUGCAGCCUGGCAUGGUGCAGAGCCUGGUGGAGAAACUGCAUGAGGAGUACAUGCGACAGAAGCCCGCCCUGCAGCAGGUCCUCUCCACCCGCAUCCUGGCCAUGAAGGCCUCUCUGUGUAAGCUAUCACCCUGCACGGUGACCCGCGUGUGCGACUACCACACGAAGCUCUUCCUUAUGGCCAUCAGCUCCACACUCAAGUCCCUGCUGCGUCCCCACUUCCUCAACACUCCUGACAAGAGUCCUGGCGACCGGCUGGCCGAGAUCUGUGCCAAGAUCACAGAUGUAGACAUUGACAAGGUCAUGAUCAACCUCAAGACAGAGGAGUUUGUCCUGGACAUGAACACGCUCCAAGCGCUGCAACAGCUCCUACAGUGGGUGGGCGAUUUUGUGCUCUACCUACUUGCCAGCCUGCCUAACCAGGGCUCCCCAUUGCGGCCGGGUCACAGCUUCCUGCGGGAUGGCACCUCACUGGGCAUGCUGCGGGAGCUGAUGGUUGUCAUCCGUAUCUGGGGCCUACUGAAGCCCAGCUGCCUGCCGGUGUACACAGCCACCUCAGACACCCAGGACAGCAUGUCCCUGCUCUUCCGCCUGCUCACCAAACUGUGGAUCUGCUGCCGGGAUGAGGGCCCAGCCAGUGAGCCUGAUGAGGCUCUGGUGGAUGAGUGCUGCCUGCUGCCCAGCCAGCUGCUCGUUCCCAGCCUGGACUGGCUGCCUGCCAGCGACGGCCUGGUCAGCCGCCUGCAACCCAAACAGCCACUGCGCCUAUUCUUCGGCCGGGCACCCCCACUGCCUGGCAGCACCACCACCCUGCAGCUGGAUGGUCUGGCCAGGGCACCUGGCCAGCCUAAGAUAGACCACCUGCGGAGGCUGCACCUGGGUGCCUAUCCCACAGAGGAGUGCAAGGCCUGCACUAGGUGUGGCUGCGUCACCAUGCUCAAGUCACCCAACAAUACAACAGCUGUGAAACAGUGGGAACAGCGGUGGAUAAAGAACUGCCUAUGUGGGGGACUCUGGCGGAGGGUACCCCUCAGCUACUCGUGAGCCUGAAGUGCUGGCCAUGCUGUGACUAGAUUUACUGGGCUCCAUGGCACCAUCCCUUCAUUCUGAAAACAUUCCCACCCGUCCUCACGGCAGGGCAUUCAUGGCUAGUACCUCUGUCAUUGGACAGGACAGGAGAGAACUCAACAAGGGUUCUGACUGGGGUCAGCUCAGCCCAGCAGUGCCACAUCUUCCCUGGCUUAGGGUGCAGUCCACAUGCCACCCCAGCACCCUGGGUUGCCAGGGCUUGUCCACAGUGCCCUGGCAUGGAGGGCCUGGGUCAGCCGCAGGCAGCAUCCUUUAAAAACGUCGCUGGAGCAUCUGCAGGUGUCCAAGUGGAGUCUGUGUGAUAUUACUCAGGCUGCCUGCCUUGGUUUCCUGCCUGUAACCACGAAGGCAGUUAUGAACCUGGGGAGCCGGGUGGAAGGGUGGGGCCAGUAAACAGGCCAUGGCACUGUGCCCCAUGGGUGUGGCUGUGUGCUGUAUUUAUGUCAGUCAACAAUUAUGGAGCUGCUGAGUGUAUGCCAGGCGCAGGGUGCCUGCCAUGAGUGAAGUCUCUGUCCCUCUGCUUAUCUCUUCCCUCCUCUCUGCCUUGGCGUCUCUGUUGCUCCCUCCCUCACCCCACACAGCCAGUGGCCCUGGGCUUCUGGUGGCUCAGCUCAGCUCUGUGCCCUCAGGGGUUCCACUUUGCGCUGCUAACUCUGCUCUCAGCGAUUA